AAUUGAAGGUAUUUUUGUCAUUUUAUUAUUGUUUAAUAGAGUUUUUUCAUGGAAUGACCAAAAUGAUUGAUGAUGGACAAUUUCAAGAACCAAUUUUAUUGAUUUCAAAUCUUAAGAACUAAAGUAAAAAGUUAUAUAAAUCUCAAGAAUUAUUUUGGCUCUCAUGCUUGGCUAUAAAUCUCAAGGCACCACACUAACCUUCUACAUUUAAACCUUAAAAAAACUGCCACAAAAAAAAAAAAAAGGAAUUCUCAUCCAUCUCCCAAUACAAAUAUAUUCCCUUAAUUAAACAUUCUCUCUCUCUUCGACCAAAACAAACAUUCUCUCUCUCUUCCCACACGCGGGCACUGCACACAUGCACAUUUAUUUUUCAGUCACAAAAAUGUCCUCAUUGCAACCAUGAUUGAUAAUAUUAUUAUUUAAGAGGGAGCAGAGAGGUAAAGCAAAAGGCAAAGCAUAAGCUUAUUUUUAGAGGAGCGUAGUACUGCAUUGUUCGUGCGGCAACUUUUCAAAAAAUGGAAAAUUCACUGAUUGUACUAAUAUCAGCAGCAGCAGCAGCAGCAGCAACAGCAACAGCAAUCGUGUCGAUCUUGUCCAUAAUAUUCCUCUACAGAAACAACACCACCAACUCCAACUUUCUGAGGUUUUUUACUGCUUCUGCUACUACUUCACUCAUCGGAUCAAAACACAGAAGAACCCAACUUCCUUUGGGAACUCUUGGGCUUCCUUUUCUUGGUGAAACCAUUGAGUUUGUGACUUGUGCUUACUCCGACUGCCCUGAGAGCUUCAUGGACAAGCGCCGCCACUUGUAUGGGAAGGUGUUCAAGUCACACAUAUUUGGAAGUCCAACAAUUGUAUCAACAGAUGCAGAAGUGAGUAAAAUUGUUCUGCAGAGUGAUGCAAAAUCUUUUGUGCCAUCUUACCCAAAAUCACUCACCGAGUUGAUGGGGAAGUCCUCUAUUUUGCUCAUCAACGGAGCCCUGCAGAGAAGAAUCCAUGGACUCAUUGGAGCCUUUUUAAAGUCCCCACACCUCAAAGCUCAAAUCACCACAGACAUGCAAAACUAUGUCCAACAAUCCAUGGCAAAUUGGACAGACGACCAUCCCAUUUACAUACAAGAUGAAACCAAACAUAUUGCUUUCCAAGUACUUGUCAAAGCAUUGAUUAGUUUGGAUCCUGGUGAGGACAUGGAGUUCCUAAAGAAACAGUUCCAAGAAUUCAUUGCAGGCCUCAUGUCUAUACCCAUAAACAUUCCUGGAAGUAGACUUUACAGAUCAUUACAGGCAAAGAAGAAAAUGGUCAAGCUAGUACAGGAAAUCAUACAAGCUAAAAAAAAAGAGAGUGAUAUAAUCUCCAACAAGGUUCCCAAAGAUGUGGUAGAUGUUCUGCUGAGAGACACAAGUGAGCAGUUAACAGGAGAUCUGAUAGCAGAUAACAUGAUUGAUAUGAUGAUACCAGGGGAGGAUUCAGUGCCACUUCUCAUGACUCUUGCAAUCAAAUACCUCUCAGACUCCCCCACUGCUCUCCAACAAUUAACUGAGGAGAACAUGAAGUUAAAAGCUCUGAAAGAUGAGCUUGGAGAGCCACUGUGUUGGAGUGAUUACUUGUCCUUACCAUUUACACAAAAUGUGAUCACAGAAACCCUAAGGAUGGGAAACAUCAUAACUGGGGUGAUGAGGAAGGCCAUGAAAGAUGUGGAGAUAAAAGGGUAUUUAAUACCAAAGGGAUGGUGUGUCUUCACAUAUUUCAGAUCAGUUCAUCUUGAUCAGAAUAACUAUGAUUGGCCUUAUCACUUCAAUCCAUGGAGGUGGCAAGACAAAGAUAUGAGCAGCUGCAACUUCACUCCUUUUGGAGGAGGACAAAGGCUAUGUCCUGGACUUGACUUAGCAAGGCUUGAAGCCUCCAUUUUCUUACACCACUUUGUCACUCGAUUCAGGUGGGCGGCUGAGGAGGACACAAUUGUGAACUUCCCCACAGUAAGAAUGAAGCGGAGGAUGCCGAUCAGGGUCAAAAGGAAAGUUGGUGGGACCCACUAGAUUGGGAUCAGAUCCUCUUCUGAGUAAAAGGUGAGGAACCUCCUGAUUAAAAUCAUCGGGCUUUUGAAAUUUUAUCCAAUAACUAUAAUUAUUAUAACUUUUAAAAAAAUCUUUUGUUUGUAAUUGUUGAAUAAAAUUUCAACGGUUCAAUGAACUUGAUCAGAGGGAUUCUCAGGAGAGAGAAUCUUGAUCCACAAUUUUGUACACAAGCAAUGAUACAAAACAGCCAGACCUGAAAAGACAGGGAAAAGAAAAGGAGUGUGCUGGGUUGGGUCUCCAGUUGCACACGUGUGGUUUGAGUCGGCAGAUAUCACAAAGCUCACUCUUUUUGUCCUAUUUGAUGACCUUUAUUGCACACAUAGACAAAAGACAGUACAAAUAUAUAGUCUUCGUCGUGGGUCCUUCAUUAAAAUUUCUUUAGAAAAUGCUACAUUUAUUAUCUAUUUAUAUCGGUUAGUACUAUAUUUAUUAUUUAUUUGUAUUAUUUUUUUAAUAAAGAUAGAAUCCGUCAACACAUACGAAUCUUAUCUCUAGUAUAAAAAUAGUAUGCGAUGGACAUUGCUUAUCUUGUACUGAAUAAUCGGUAUUUUUUUGGUAUCGACUACGGCACAGUUCAUCAGUU
Pyrus x bretschneideri (Chinese white pear) is the source of this 2658-nucleotide messenger RNA. RefSeq names its product 3-epi-6-deoxocathasterone 23-monooxygenase CYP90D1. Gene Ontology annotation, biological process: multicellular organism development; brassinosteroid homeostasis; brassinosteroid biosynthetic process. Gene Ontology annotation, molecular function: heme binding; iron ion binding; oxidoreductase activity, acting on paired donors, with incorporation or reduction of molecular oxygen, NAD(P)H as one donor, and incorporation of one atom of oxygen. The record is from RefSeq and is a predicted model, not a curated record. Lineage: Eukaryota; Viridiplantae; Streptophyta; Magnoliopsida; Rosales; Rosaceae. Bases 516 to 2036 code for a protein of 506 amino acids. The transcript is spliced from 8 exons.